Molecule: messenger RNA, 2269 nt
Organism: Schistocerca cancellata (South American locust)
Lineage: Eukaryota; Metazoa; Arthropoda; Insecta; Orthoptera; Acrididae
Product: EH domain-containing protein 1-like
Exons: 7
Coding region: 40-1638 (532 amino acids)
Biological process (GO): endosomal transport; endocytosis
Cellular component (GO): cytoplasm; plasma membrane
Molecular function (GO): protein binding; calcium ion binding; GTP binding
Source: RefSeq, a predicted model, not a curated record
CUUCUGCUGCCAGGCAGCAUUCAAACCUUUUUUCUAAUUAUGGCUCAUGGAACUUCAGAAUUUUGGAAAAAUUGCAUGACAGUUGCAGUUGUGUCAUUGUCAAUGUACUACUUCCUGACUAGCAGAGACCAGGACAGUGAAGAAGUAUUUGAAAAUGUUUUGGAAGGACUCCAAAGAAUUUAUACUAAGAAGCUGCUUCCUCUUGAGCAAACAUAUUUGUUCCAUGAAUUCCACUCGCCAAAACUGUAUGAAUCUGAUUUUAAAGCAAAACCAUCAGUUUUACUUAUUGGUCAGUAUUCCACAGGAAAAACUUCGUUUGUAAGAUACCUUCUAAAUGACGAAUAUCCGGGGAUGCGGAUUGGUCCUGAACCAACCACUGACAAAUUUAUUGUUGUAAUGCAUGGUGAGAAAGAAGGAAUCAUUCCUGGUAAUGCAUUGGUGAUGGAUCCGGAAAAGCAAUUUAGACCAUUAUCAAAAUUUGGAAACAAUUUUUUGAAUAGAUUUCAAUGCUCAAUAAUGAAUAACGAAGUUCUUAAGUCAAUAUCAAUUAUUGAUACACCAGGCAUUUUGUCUGGAGAAAUGCAUCAUAUUGACCGAGGAUACGACUUCACAGGUGUCUUAGAAUGGUUUUCUGAACGAGUUGACCAAAUUAUUCUUCUGUUUGAUGCACAUAAGCUUGAUAUCUCAGAUGAAUUUAAAAGGGCAAUUGAAGUUUUACGUAUUCACACAGAUAAAAUUAGAAUUGUGCUUAAUAAAGCUGAUACAGUGGAUCAUCAGCAGUUAAUGAGAGUUUACGGUGCUCUUAUGUGGUCAUUAGGCAGAAUAAUGCACACACCAGAAACAGCAAGAGUUUAUAUAGGAUCAUUCUGGGACAAACCAAUAAGAAAUGAUGUACACAAAAGAUUGUUUGAAGAUGAAGAACAAGAUUUGUUCCAUGAAAUGCAAUCUCUGCCACGAAAUGCUGCUUUGUGGAAACUGAAUGAACUAAGCAGAAGAGCACGUCUUGCUAAGGUUCAUGCAUACAUAAUAAGCACUCUUCACAAGGAGAUGCCAAUAUUAUACAGAAAAGAAGCCAAAAAAGAGCAUUUAAUUCAACAUCUUGAUGUUAUUUACAAAAAUAUUGAACACAAAUAUCAGAUAUCUCAUGGAGACUUUCCAGAGCUGAAAAAAAUGCAGGAGCUGUUGGCAGAACAUGACUUCAGCACUUUUCAACCAUUGAAGCCUGAACUGUUUGAAACUGUGGAACACAUGCUUCAACAUGACAUCCCUCAUCUGAUGGAAAUGAUAGUCCAGGAUGAAAUUCAAAAUAACACUGAACCAGAGGCACAAGGAGGAGUUUUUGAGAUUUCUGAAGAUAUGAACAAUGACAGCUCCAACAAAAGGAAGAAGAAACAGCCUCUAACUGCAGCCACUGAGAAACUGAAAUGGUCAGCAGAAGCAAAGAAGGAGUUUGGAAACCCAGACCUGCCUGAUGGAGUCCUUGGAAGAAUAUGGAAACUAUCUGAUAUUGACAGUGAUGGUCAGCUGGACAGUGAUGAGUUCUCCCUGGCCAUGCAUCUAUUGAGGAAUAAAGUGUUCCAGGAGAAUUUAAAUCAGACGCCAUUUUCAGAUGGUCAAGAUGAUAAAAUUGAAGUGUAGCUUGCAGCAAAUCAUAUUGUGAAACAGUUUUAUAUUUUAUGUGAUAUAUAUGUUAAAAGUUCAACUAUUAAUUUGAUUUUCUGCUGUAUAUAAAACAAAGAAACUCAAAACAGUGCUAGGUAAACAACCAUAGACAUGUCAUAAGACAGAAAUUCCCAGUCAUUUUCUUUUAAGCACUUACCAAGAAUUAAUCAGUAAUAACUAAAAGAGGUAAAAAACAUUUUAUAAGAUUAUCAUGACCUUCUACAGAAAAUAUGAAUGAAUUUCACUUAAAAAUCUUGUAAUGAUAAGUUCACUGAACAAAAAUAUAGUCACUUCACAUGUCAAAAAUGCUACUUAUUUCUUGGUUUUACAUGUAGUAAGGGAAGAGGUGGAACAAGAAGCAAUUGUUCUGCAAGCAUAAGCUAUUUUUCACUGCAGCCCCAGAUGUGGUACAGUACAAAACAUGUAUUUUUGUGGUGUUAAAUAAAGGUUGCUAGGGUGUUGUGAUGGAAUGGAAAAACUGAGUAAGUGCUUUCAAUUAAUUCUGAGUGGGGAAAGGCAGACCAUGCAAGUAAAUCACUACAUACUAUCCCAUGGUUUAAUUGCGUGGAUAGGGUGAUCAGAGAAAUGAAUAUUUAUUAUAUUCACU